AUGUUGCAAGCGAAACUGAGUCCAGGGAAGAGGAGGACAGCAAUGACGCGACUAGGGAUACGCGCACUGAAAUGGCCAUUUAAGAGCAAGGAUAUCGAGAGAAUGAUUGAUGGUCUUGCACGAUGUACGCAGACGAUAUCGCUGGCCUUGAAUGUUGACGAGAUGACGGUUAUACUUGAUAUUGAUCAAAAGACGGUACUUAGAGGACUUCCUAUCGCCCAAGGAGCUGCCUUUGAUUCGCAUGACGAGGAACACAACCCGACAUGCCUUCAAGAAACCCGAGUGGAGCUGUUGCGGGAGAUCAACGAAUGGAUUCAGAAUCCGAACACAGAAGCGAUAUUCUGGCUGAACGGUAUGGCAGGAACGGGCAAAUCGACUAUCUCACGUACCUUAGCGCAUGUUGCAUCUUCCCCGCGACUUAAGAUCUUCCUUACCAGCAGGCCCGAGCUUCCUAUUCGUCUUGGUUUUACUGCUAUCAAAGGCGCAUACCAAGGUCUCAUCCUUCACGAGGUGGCGGGACCCGUCAUUGAACACGACAUAUGGGUUUUCCUUGAGCAUGAGCUCGCACAGGUCAGGGACGAUUACAAUAAUUCGGUGCUAGAAGGCCGACAUCUACCUACUACGUGGCCGAGCGAAGUAAAUAUUCAGAUAUUAGUCGAGAUGUCGGUACCGCUGUUCAUCUUUGCUGCUACUGUCUGUCGCUUUAUCGCCGAUCGAAGGCUAGGGGACCCUGGAGACCAGCUACAAGACAUCAUAAGCUACCGAGAGACGGCCCAGGACUCUCAGCUGAACGCAACGUAUUUGCCUGUGUUGAAUAAGCUUCUUGUCGAUCUCUCAGGCAAAAAAACGAAUGAGGUCAUGGAACGCUUUCGGGAGGUUGUUGGCUCUAUUAUUAGUCUCGCGAAUCCUCUCUCGGCGAUUAAGGCGUUACAAGCUAUUGUCCAGCCCGAUGCUAAUAAGGCUCUGAGCUUCCUGGACAAUGCUCACCGCUUUGUCUUAGCUAUAGCCCCUGUUAUUCAACAGGCGCCUCUCCAGGUAUAUUGGUCAGCGCUCAUCUUUGCGCCCAAGCGGAGUAUCGUUCGAACUGUUUUCAAAAAGGAAAUACCUAGCUGCAUAUAUCUUAUGCCAAAAGUAGAAGAGGGUUGGAGCCAAUGCUUACUGGCGCUCGAGGGCCAUAGCAACUGGGUCAGCUCGGUGGCCUUCUCGCCCGACUCGAAGCUCGUGGCCUCGGCCUCAGACAACACGGUCCGGAUCUGGCCGGCCGAGACGGGCGACUGCACACGGACGCUCAAGGGCCAUAGCGACUGGGUCAGCUCGGUGGCCUUCUCGCCCGACUCGAAGCUCGUGGCCUCGGCCUCAUACGACAGCACCGUCCGGAUCUGGUCGACUAACACGGAGGGCUCUUCCUCUGCACCGAUAGUGUUGCUAUUUCUCUACAAGGUACGCUAG
Molecule: messenger RNA, 1449 nt
Organism: Pseudomassariella vexata
Lineage: Eukaryota; Fungi; Ascomycota; Sordariomycetes; Amphisphaeriales; Pseudomassariaceae
Exons: 6
Coding region: 1-1449 (482 amino acids)
Biological process (GO): negative regulation of transcription by RNA polymerase II
Cellular component (GO): nucleus; transcription repressor complex
Molecular function (GO): protein binding
Source: RefSeq, a predicted model, not a curated record